AUGGACUUCUCUCUAUGGGAGGCUGACAAUGCGUAUUCUGAUGCUAGCGCCGAAGUUGACGAGCUAAAAACAUAUCUAGAUCCGAAAUUAUGUGUUGAUGACGAUAAUAUUUUAAAAUGGUGGAAAACAAACCAUUAUGAGUUUCCAAAUUUAAGUAUUUUAGCUCUUAAAUUCCUGGCUAUCCCUGCUUCGUCGGCUAGCAGUGAAAGGGCGUUUUCAGCUGCUGGUAGGGCCUUUGAGGAGAGAAGGACUCGUUUAAAGCCAGAUAAACUGGACGCCUCUUUAUUUAUAUAUCAUAAUUAUUCACUUUGUGAUAAUUUUGAUAAUGAUAUUGAUGAGGUCAAUAUAUAA
This is a messenger RNA of Gordionus sp. m RMFG-2023, 351 nucleotides long. RefSeq lists its product as uncharacterized. Bases 1 to 351 code for a protein of 116 amino acids. The record is from RefSeq and is a predicted model, not a curated record. The transcript has a single exon. Gene Ontology annotation, molecular function: protein dimerization activity. Gene Ontology annotation, biological process: regulation of transcription by RNA polymerase II. NCBI's taxonomy places the organism in Eukaryota, Metazoa, Nematomorpha, Gordioida, Chordodea, Parachordodidae. Gene Ontology annotation, cellular component: nucleus.